This is a messenger RNA of Elgaria multicarinata webbii, 1265 nucleotides long. RefSeq names its product leukocyte elastase inhibitor-like. NCBI's taxonomy places the organism in Eukaryota, Metazoa, Chordata, Lepidosauria, Squamata, Anguidae. Gene Ontology annotation, biological process: negative regulation of endopeptidase activity. Gene Ontology annotation, molecular function: serine-type endopeptidase inhibitor activity. The transcript is spliced from 7 exons. Bases 15 to 1265 code for a protein of 416 amino acids. The record is from RefSeq and is a predicted model, not a curated record.
AUUCAGAUUUCACAAUGAUGACCCUCAGUGAAGCAAAUGCCAAGUUUGGUGUUUACUUUUACCAUCUGCUGACCCAUGAACACCCAUCUGAAAAUAUCUUGUUUUCUCCUAUCAAUCUCGCAAUCGCUCUGGGUCUGCUCCUUCUUGGAUCUGACUGUGAUGCAGCAGCUCAGAUAGAAAAGAUACUUCAUUGGGAUGAAGUUAAAGGGUGCAAUAGUCCUGGGAGAAAAAGAACUUUAACAGCAUCAAGAAACUAUGCUCAAUUGGGAGAUAUGCGAAGAGCUAAUUUGUUUCAUCAAACCUCUCCCACAAUGGUCCCCGGUUAUGAAUGUGAGACACCUGAGGGCAUCCAUACUGCUUUCCACAAAAUCCUUGCAGAACUCGACAGGCCCAGCACAGGCUAUGUGCUGAGUUUCGCCAAUCGACUCUAUGGAGACCAGGCCAUUGGUUUUCUCCAGAAAUUCCUUUACUGUGCUCUGAAAUUGUACCUGACGGAUGUGGACAGAGUCAACCUUCGUAAUGCCCCAGAGGAAGUCCGGAAGCUGAUAAACCUGUGGACUGAAGUUCAGACACAUGGUAAAAUCAAAGAUCUCUUCCCCAAGGACAGCUUUGAUUGUCUUGCUCAGCUGCUGCAGGUAAAUGCUCUCUACUUCAAAGGACAAUGGGAUGUGAAGUUUGACAAAGCAGUCACACAAGAAGGCCCAUUUUACUUGAAUGAGAGGGACUGCACAACAGUGCAGCUGAUGUACCAGAAGGGCCAGUAUAAGACUGGCAUCAUUGAGGGAUGUGGCGUGCAAGUGCUUGAGCUCCCCUACAGAAACAAUGAGCUGAGUUUGUUCAUCCUGCUCCCCAAAGACUACCACCCCAAAUCUCUCCAACGGUUGGAAGAUGAACUUAGUGACCUCCUGCUCGACUGGUCUUGCAUUCUGAAGCUGGAAGAAACUGAGGUGGUAAUACCCAAGUUCAGCUUAGAGAAGAGCCUUGAAGUCAAUGCGUACUUAGAUCUGUCAACCCUGACUGAUCCCCAAAACCCCAAUUUCUCUAAGGCAACAACCACAGAAGGUGUGGCUCUGACUCAGCUUGUCCAUGAUAUGUUUAUUGAAAUUGAUGAGGAGGGUUGUAAAAAAGCCCCUCCUUGUCCUCGGGAUAAGCACCAAUGUCGGAAACCUCUGAAGUUCAUAGCCAUCCAUCCUUUCAUCUUCUAUGUCCUGCACAAAGUUACCCAAACCCUCAUUGCUUUGGGUAAAUUCACAAAGCCAGAGUAA